AAGGGGGCUGUGCUCACCGAAGAAGCCCACUGGUCUUACCGGGUGCAGAUAAGGCCCAGGAAGGCAGGAGGGAGGGCUUCUGUAGGAUGAUGGCAUCUGAGGAGAACCAUUCAGCUGAAAAUCCCGGGAGGCAGGAGGAGCAGGAGUGGAGUGAGAUGUAGAUCAGGAACUACAGAUUAUCCUCAGAAUGCUUGUGAGCGGCAAGCCUGCUAACUUCACAUCCCCACCUGCCCGGCUCCCAACGGUUGCACCAUGUCUGGCUCCUACGACGAGGCCUCAGAGGAGAUCACAGAUAGCUUCUGGGAGGUGGGGAACUACAAGCGGACGGUGAAGCGCAUCGACGAUGGGCACCGCCUGUGCAACGACCUCAUGAGCUGCGUGCAGGAGCGCGCCAAGAUCGAGAAGGCAUACGCGCAGCAGCUCACCGACUGGGCCAAGCGCUGGCGCCAGCUCAUCGAGAAAGGUCCGCAGUACGGCAGCCUGGAGCGGGCAUGGGGUGCCAUGAUGACAGAGGCAGACAAAGUCAGCGAGCUGCACCAGGAGGUGAAGAACAGCCUGCUGAACGAGGACCUGGAGAAAGUCAAGAACUGGCAGAAGGAUGCAUACCACAAGCAGAUCAUGGGCGGCUUCAAGGAGACGAAGGAGGCCGAGGAUGGCUUCCGAAAGGCCCAGAAGCCCUGGGCUAAGAAGAUGAAGGAGCUAGAGGCAGCCAAGAAGGCCUACCACUUGGCUUGCAAGGAGGAGAAGCUGGCCAUGACCCGGGAGAUGAACAGCAAGACAGAGCAGUCGGUCACCCCUGAACAGCAGAAGAAACUGGUGGACAAAGUGGACAAAUGCAGGCAGGAUGUACAAAAGACUCAGGAGAAGUAUGAGAAGGUACUGGAAGACGUGGGUAAGACCACACCGCAGUACAUGGAGGGGAUGGAGCAGGUGUUCGAGCAGUGCCAGCAGUUUGAGGAGAAGCGGCUGGUCUUCCUGAAGGAAGUCCUGCUAGAUAUCAAACGGCAUCUCAACCUAGCGGAGAACAGCAGCUACAUCCAUGUCUACCGAGAACUGGAGCAGGCCAUCCGGGGGGCCGAUGCCCAGGAGGACCUCAGGUGGUUCCGCAGCACCAGUGGCCCUGGGAUGCCCAUGAACUGGCCGCAGUUUGAGGAGUGGAACCCAGAUCUCCCGCACACCACUGCCAAGAAGGAGAAACAGCCUAAGAAGGCAGAGGGGGCCACGCUGAGCAAUGCCACUGGGGCUGUAGAAUCUACAUCCCAGGCUGGGGACCGUGGCAGUGUUAGCAGCUAUGACCGAGGCCAACCGUAUGCCACCGAGUGGUCAGACGAUGAGAGCGGAAACCCCUUCGGGGGGAACGAGGCCAACGGUGGCGCCAACCCCUUCGAGGACGAUGCCAAGGGAGUUCGUGUACGGGCACUCUAUGACUACGACGGUCAGGAGCAGGAUGAGCUCAGCUUCAAAGCCGGGGAUGAGCUCACCAAGCUCGGAGAGGAGGACGAGCAGGGUUGGUGCCGCGGGCGGCUGGACAGCGGGCAGCUGGGCCUCUAUCCUGCCAACUACGUUGAGGCUAUAUAGCUACCUUGCCCACCCGACUCCUCUCACUCCUUGUCCACCGCCUUCCGCCCUUCCCCCUCCCCUCGCCAUAGAGUUCCAGACAUAUUUUCCGAUCAAGCUUUUAUUUUUUUAAAAGUCAAAACAGAACAAAAAAGAAGAAAUAUGAAGAGACAGCGUCUGCGGCCUACCCGGAGGCCAGGGGAGUGGGGCUUAGGAUGAUGGCCUCCCCCACAGCGUGGGCAAGGAUCUUGGGACUUAACCCAAUGUCACAUCUGGUCUACAGAGUCCACCAAAGAGUCUCCUGAGUCUUGAAGGAGAUCUUCUGGAUCCUUCUACCCUGUCUCGCUCUCCUGUCCCACCAUGGCUGCCAGCAGCUAGCUACCCUUGUCACCUGAGCCUGGCUUCCUAAACUCUCCUGUCCCUCUUCAACCACCCCCUUCUCUUAAAGGGCCCCCAAUCUUUAGUCUUCCACUCUGCCCUGGGGAUGCUCUUCUCAUCCUGGACCAGUGAGGCUGGGGGAGAAUUCCUCUCCUUUUUCUGUGGAGGUUUCUAGGGGUCUCUUCAUUUCCCCAGACAUGAAGGCAGGUGAAUGGGGGCAGAGGGGAGUCAUGGCAUCCCUGGCACACAGAAGAGGAAGAGGGAGAACAGACCAUCUGUCCAGGCUGUGCCAAUACUCCCAAUGCCAAGCCCACUUAGAGGGAUGAAAAACCCUACAGGUAUAGAGGGCUCCUCCAGGGAGCAUCUGAGCAUCUGACAGAGAACCUGCCGUCUCCUAAGUCCUUGGCACUGGGCAAAGCCUCCUCCCUGGAAGCCCAGGACAAAGCCAGCAACAGUAGCAGCCUCCUCCCAUUCCCUGGGGAAGAGGUGAUUGGCCACCCAUCCCCCUCCCUUCAUGGUCAUUCAGAAACAGAAACAACCCCAGGCAAUCACUGUGUCAAUAUCAACCUUUGUGAGGCCGAUCUACAAGGCUCUCACCUGGCUAAGGGCUCAGGGGAGCAGCCAGGUCUCUCUAGUGGCCUGGAGGCGGGGGGGGGGGGGGGGGGGGGGGAAAGACACUGGGCUCAGGGGAGCAUCCAGGUUGGCACUGUAAGGGGAAGCCAGCAGCUCAGGCUGGCCUGAGGAAGAAACUCUGAAUGGUCACUAUAUCUUUCUUUCUUGACCUUUUAGUCCCCAAUAUACCCCCUGAAUGCUGGCAGCCCCCCUCCCACUCCUAUUUCUCUAAGUCCAAGUCUCCGUUAAAGGACUCUGGGGGUGGUAGGGAACACAGGGCCCUUGCUUGUGGUUGGAAAGUAGGUGGCAGGCUGUCCCUUGGGUGAGUGGGGUGGGAAACAAGACAGGUUGGCUAAGACCUCCUACAGUGGAGAGUGGGCAGAGGCUGUUUCUCUGGACCUUUGGGAACACAGAUUUGAGAAAAGUCUCACACAGCUGGUGUCUGUUAGGCCUCUGGCCUACGGACAUUCUCUGCCUCCCGAAUCAGGUGGCAUUUUGGGCCUCCAGGGAAGAGUAUACCACCCACGUUCUCCGGGACCCUUUAGCUCUCUGCUGCUUCUCCCGACACCGUCAGGUCAUGGACCCAAGCAUUGGAGUUCUGACCACCCCCCUCUUGAGUAGGGCUGUGGCAGGGGCUUCUGUUGGGUUAGUCCUCCCUCAGGGCCAGGAGUGGGGGACAUGGCACCCAAGAGACAGGCACUUCCCUGUCACUGUUUGCCCUAUGGGCUUCAGCUGCAGCCCAGGUUGGGUCCUGGGCCCCUCAGAACUGGAAGCAGGAUUCAAACCCCCCUUUCUCCACAGCUCCUCCCGCCUCCCCAGAUGGCAGGCUUCCUCCAGCUUUUAUCUUCACCCUCACCUCAGAAAGACAAGAAGCCGCCAUGUCUGCACCUUGGGGCCUGGGCUCCCCCUCUCUGUGCCAGCGGCUUCCCAGCACCUGGGGAGGGCUGUGGCCCCGACUGGACCCCAGGCCCACCCCCAUGCAGUAUACUAGCUGCCCACUCUUGGGCAGGAACUGGAAAAUCCAUCCCUUACGAACAACCACCUUCAACAACCCCAUCUGGGACCAGACUUGGUCCUCAAGUUCCUCAGCACCCCAGUGUGGGAGGGUCUCUCCUCUGGAAGUUCCCAGAGCCCCAAGCCAAGCCCCACCUGUUAUUGCUGGUGUCAGGGCACCUCAACCUUGGGCUGGACCACACCCCUUCCUCGCCGUGUCCACACCCCUUCCUGUACUCCCCAGGGGCCCCUUGAUGCUGCACGGGACCCUGCAGGGCUCAGUCAGUGAUGUGUUUCGUCCCCAGUUAACCACCAUCCCGCAGCCUGGUUCCAGGAGGAGCCGAGGUUGUUCUACCACCCGCCGCCACUGCGUCUGCCUCCCUAGGCUUUCUGACAUCAUUAGUUCCGACACUUGUGAAACUCCGAGACGUGCCGUGGUCUCAGCAAUGCACCUGUUUUGUACAUGAUUGUGUAAUUUAAAGGUAUAUAAAUACAAAUAUAUAUCUAUAUCUAUAUAUCUAUCAGUUGUGACCGUACGGCUGUCGAUAAAACCAGAAUUCUGUCA
Molecule: messenger RNA, 4105 nt
Organism: Arvicanthis niloticus (Nile rat)
Lineage: Eukaryota; Metazoa; Chordata; Mammalia; Rodentia; Muridae
Gene: Pacsin1
Product: protein kinase C and casein kinase substrate in neurons 1
Biological process (GO): regulation of endocytosis; neuron development; plasma membrane tubulation
Cellular component (GO): plasma membrane; endosome; cytoplasm
Molecular function (GO): protein binding; phospholipid binding
Source: RefSeq, a predicted model, not a curated record